This is a messenger RNA of Adelges cooleyi (spruce gall adelgid), 1076 nucleotides long. Its product is annotated as peptidyl-tRNA hydrolase 2, mitochondrial-like. NCBI's taxonomy places the organism in Eukaryota, Metazoa, Arthropoda, Insecta, Hemiptera, Adelgidae. Gene Ontology annotation, molecular function: peptidyl-tRNA hydrolase activity. The transcript is spliced from 2 exons. Gene Ontology annotation, cellular component: mitochondrion; cytosol. Bases 164 to 700 code for a protein of 178 amino acids. The record is from RefSeq and is a predicted model, not a curated record.
UAAUUUAAAUAGGAUAAGCUUUUUAAAUUGAACUUUUAACCAAAAUUAAUUUCUUUAUUUUGUGUUUCUACUUGAACUUGGCCAUUUUAAAAUUUAUUGUGUUGUAUUACAAUACCUACAUUAAUAUAAUAAACUGUUAUUUGUAUACCUUUGUAUUUCUAUAAUGGUAUUCUUACAGGAAUAUGCUUUAGAUACGUUUUUCAAAGGAUUAAUUAUUGGUGUAAUAACAGGUGUAGUCUUGAAUAAAGUUCCAAAUUAUAUUUAUAGUCUAAUACGGAAUAAUAGGAUUAUAAAAGACGAGGUUAAAUCAAAUUCUAAACCUGAACCAGUAUCAUCUACGAAAGACGAGUAUAAAAUGGCAUUAUUAGUUCGACAUGAUUUAAAAAUGGGGAAAGGAAAAGUCGCUGCGCAGUGUUCACAUGCAAUGGUACAUAGUUAUGAAGCGGGUCUUAAGUUGAUCCCAGGAGUUAUAGCAAAUUGGGAAUUGAGUGGUAGACAAGUGGAUGUAUUCAAAAUAGCAGAUGAAGAAACCAUGUUGAAGAUUAGUGAUUUGGCAGCCGCCGAAAAUUUUAACGUGUAUAUAGUAGUUGAUGCAGGGCGUACACAAGUAGCUCCCAAAUCAAAAACAGUUAUGGCUAUAGGCCCAGCUAAAUGUAGUCAACUUGACGAAAUAACUAGAGAAUUUGAAAUAUACUCUUGAAUCUGUACUAGUUUUUUUUUUUUUUUAAUGUAAAAAGUCUUUUGUGUUCUAGUGAACUCUAAUAAAGGUUUUUAAAAACAAAUGUUAAGGGAUUAAGGAUUAAUGAAACAUAAAAAUUGUUUAAAAUGUUAACAUUUAUUUUAACAAUAUAUUGCUACGUUUACUUUAAUUUUUUUAAUUAUAAAUACUACAUAUGCCCCUGGAUAUAGGCAACCAAAUAUACAGUUCAGCAGUUAGUAAAUAGGACCUUCUCUAAAAAUUACCUAUUUUGAAUUGUUUUUUUUUCAUAAUACAUAAUUUUUGACGUUCAAUACAUUUCCUCUUUCCUCCUAAAAUUGGUGACAUUAAUAUUAUUCAAUUUGUCAAACUAAUUAUU